GGUUACAUAAUGUCCAUGGAAACUGAUCAAGAAGGACUACUAGCAGAUGAAAAAAAAGAAGAAGAAAGCAGCAGCAAGAAACAGAAGAUAACACAAAUUGAGCAGCCAGAGAUUUUUGUUGAUAAGGUAAAGUCCACUAUUCCUUUACAACACACAAAUCACAAAGCACAAAGUACUGCUGAUAGAAGCAAACAAGAAACUGAUGGUAAAAUGCCCUUAUUUGUAAAUGAAUGGCAAAUGGGGGAAAAAGGGGCAUUCUUGGGUACUGAGGAGUUCAAAGGCUUUAGCUCUAAUAUGCACAAAUUCCAAGAAAUAGAACCCUUCAUUUGCAUGGAAUCUUGUUCUAAAGAAACACCAUGUUUGAUGUGUAAUGUUCAUGGUGGCAUAGAAUCAUCUAACAAAGCCAAGAUAAGUUUAAUUGGAGUGAGAAGGCAAAAGAAUGGGAGGUAUGGUGCUGUGAUUACAGAUCAAAUUAGGCAUAAGCAAGUAUGGUUAGGCACUUUUGACACUGUUGAAGAGGCUUCACAAGCUUAUUUGUCCAAGAAGUCUGAGUUUGAGAAAUUAAGACAGCAAGGUAAUAAGGACAAUAAACCAAAGGUGAAUCUUGAUCAAAUUCAGCAGACAUCCUUGUUUGUGGGAAAUGACCAAACCUUGGAUACUGCUAGUGUGAGUAGAAUCAAUCCUCACGAAACAACACAUGUCGUUGAGGUUCUUCACAAGAAGAACUGGUCAGGGAAAGAACCCGAAUCUGCUAAAGAAACCACAUGUCUAAUGGCUAAUGUACAUGGCAUAGAAUCAUAUGAUGAGUGUAAUACUACAACAAGUUGCAAUCCUAAAGCCAAGAGAAGCUUACUUGGUGUGCGAAAGCAAAAGACUGGGAGGUAUGGUGCUGUAAUUACAGUCCAAAUUAGGCAUAAGCAAGCAUGGUUGGGAACUUUUGACACUGUUGAAGAGGCUACGCAAGCUUAUUUCUCCAAGAAGUCUGAGUUUGAGAAACUAAAACAACAGGGUAAUAAGGCCACGGAGAAUUGUGAUCGAAUUCAGCAGCCUGAAUCACCUGUUGUGUUGUCAUCCUCGUCUGUGGCUAAUGAUCAAACCUUAGAUACUGCUAGUGUGGGUUGUAGAAAUAGAAGAAUCGAUUCUCACGAAACAGCACCACAUAUUGUUGAGGUUCACAAGAACAAGAUGUCAGGAGAAGUACCCGAAUCUUCUAAAGAAACCCAAUGUCUAAUGGCUAGUGUUGUCCACAACACAGAAUCAUCUGAUGAAUGUAAUACUAGUACAAGCAAUCUUAAAGCCAAGAUAAGCUUACUUGGUGUGCGAAGGCAAAAGAAUGGGAGGUAUGGUGCUGUGAUUACAGACAAAACUAGGCAUAAGAAAGUAUGGUUGGGCACUUUUGACACUAUUGAUGAAGCUUCACAAGCUUAUUUCUCCAAGAAGUCUGAGCUUGAGAAUGAGAAAUUAAAUCAGCAGGGUAAUAAGGAGACUCGUGAUCAAAUUCAGCAGCCUGAAUCACUUGUGGCAUCCUUGUCUAUGGAUAAUGACCAAACCUUGAAUGCUGCUAGUGGUGGUAGAAGAAAUAAAAGAAUCGAUUCCCACAAAGCAACAACAGAUAUUGUUGGGGUUCACAAGAACAAGACGUCAGGGGAAAAAAUCGAGCCUUCUAGAGAAACCGCAAGUCUAAUGGAUAAUAUACAUGGCACAGAAUCAUGUGAUGAGUGUAAUACUACUACAAGUUGCCAUCCUAAAGCCAAGAUAAGCUUAAUUGGAAUUCGAAGGCAAAAGAAAGGGAGGUAUGGUGCUGUGAUUACCGACCGAAUUAAGCAUAAGAGAGUAUGGUUGGGAACUUUUGACACUGUUGAAGAGGCUUCACAAGCUUAUUUGUCCAAGAAGUCCGAGCUUAAGAGAUUAGGUCAGCAGGGUGAUAAGGAGAAUAAACCGAAGGACUGUGCUCAAGUUCAGCAGCCUGAAUCACCUGUUGUGCCAUCCUUAUCUGUGGCUAAUCAUGAUCAAACCUUAAAUACUGCUAGAAUGAGAAGAAGAAAUGAAAGAAUUGAUUCUCACAAAACAACAACACGUUUCUUUGGGGUUCACAAGAGAAAGGAUUCAGGUAAAUAUACAUCUGAGAUUAGAAACCCCAUCAGUAAGAAAAGAAUUUGGUUGGGGACUUUUGGCACUGCUGAAGAGGCUUCCCAGGCUUAUCAAUCUAAGAAGCUCGAGUUUGAGAGACUAGUCCAUGCCAAGCAGCAAUGUGGUAAUGAACAAACUCAUUCUACACAAGAUGAGAAAUUAGUCAAUGUCGAGUCAGGACAUGAAAAUGAAAAUCGUGAACUCGAAUCAGCUGGUGGAUCAGAAAUUAAUGUUCCAAUCUCAAAUUCAUCAAAUGGUGGAAUUGAAGAAAGGAUUGAUUCUCACGAAAUAGGCACUGCUGAAGAAGCUUUUCAUGCUUAUCAGUCUAAGAAAUUCGAUCUUCAGAACUCAAAGGAGGUUGAGCUGCAAAGCGAUAUGCCAACUGAUUCUAGUGCAGGGGAGAAGCAAGAAGGUCAAGUGGAUGAUGAAGAUUUACAGAUGGGGGAAUGGGUGCAACUUCCAGGUAAUAGGGCAGUCAAAUUUUCACUGAAAUUGGGCUUACCAAUCAUCGAUAAUUAUGGAUCUCUUUUAGGUGAAUUCAGUACUUUGGAUGAUCUCAGUAUCUGUAAGACUGACCAUGACAAUGAAACAUAGCUGUGCUUUUCCUAGCUUUUAGUUUGAAAGUUUGUAAAUUGCAAGACUUUCGGGUAGUUAGAAGUUUUAGGACCCUGU
Solanum stenotomum is the source of this 2802-nucleotide messenger RNA. RefSeq lists its product as uncharacterized. NCBI's taxonomy places the organism in Eukaryota, Viridiplantae, Streptophyta, Magnoliopsida, Solanales, Solanaceae. Gene Ontology annotation, biological process: regulation of DNA-templated transcription. The transcript is spliced from 2 exons. Gene Ontology annotation, molecular function: DNA binding; DNA-binding transcription factor activity. The record is from RefSeq and is a predicted model, not a curated record. The coding region runs from base 10 to 2724 and encodes 904 amino acids.